Molecule: messenger RNA, 471 nt
Organism: Eurypyga helias (sunbittern)
Lineage: Eukaryota; Metazoa; Chordata; Aves; Eurypygiformes; Eurypygidae
Product: Golgi membrane protein 1-like
Exons: 4
Coding region: 1-471 (156 amino acids)
Cellular component (GO): Golgi apparatus
Source: RefSeq, a predicted model, not a curated record
AUGGUAGGGCUAGGAAACAGCUGCCGAGGGAUGAAGUCUCCACCGCUCCUCGUGGCUGCUCUCGUGGCUUGCAUCGUUGUUUUGGGUUUCAAUUACUGGAUUGCCAGUUCCCGCAGCGUGGAUCUGCAGGGUCGGAUCCUGGAUCUGGAAGGCAAAGUCCGGAGGGCGGCAGCAGAGAGGGGCGCCGUGGAGCUCAAGAAGAAUGAAUUCCGAGGGGAGCUUGAGAAGCAGCGAGAGCAAAUUGACAAAAUCCAGUCCUUGCACAGCUUUCAGAUGGAAAAUGCCAACAGAGUACAUCAGGAAGAGAAGGCAGUGCUGAUGAAUAACAUCACAGUAAAUGAACGAUUGAUCCAGAAUCUACGAGAACACCUGAAAGAGUUGCAGACAGAAUAUGGAAAGCUACAGCUGGAUGUUUACUGGUUUCAAAAGAACCAGACUAACCUUCAGAGGAAGUUUUCAUACGACCUGUAA